Messenger RNA from Pygoscelis adeliae (Adelie penguin), 3224 nucleotides. RefSeq names its product Rho GTPase activating protein 40 (gene ARHGAP40). NCBI's taxonomy places the organism in Eukaryota, Metazoa, Chordata, Aves, Sphenisciformes, Spheniscidae. Gene Ontology annotation, cellular component: cytoplasm. Gene Ontology annotation, biological process: regulation of small GTPase mediated signal transduction; regulation of actin filament polymerization; signal transduction. Gene Ontology annotation, molecular function: GTPase activator activity. The record is from RefSeq and is a predicted model, not a curated record. Bases 81 to 1958 code for a protein of 625 amino acids. The transcript is spliced from 15 exons.
CACCGUUCAAGUUAAAAACGUUUUACUGGGAUCAUCACUGCAAAGAAAUAGAACUGAGUACCAGAAAUUGCCCUUGCAAAAUGAGCCAGCUUCCUCCGAAGAGUCCUUUGGCAUCCCCGGUGUCAGAGGGCACGAAUUCCACGGUAGAGUCUUUGGACAACUUGUCAAUGGACAGUUUUUGGCUGGAAGUAGAGAACAUUAAACAGAGCGCUGAAGCCGAGCAAGAGGAAUGCAGCCUUGCAGAUGUCAAAACACAAGAGGAGGGAGAAGCUGAAGCCGAGUGGCUCCAGGACGCGGGUCUGUCCGACCUCCUCGGGGACCGCGCCUCAGGAAACGACAACGUGCUGCUCUCCACCCUGACCAAGACCCAGGCUGCUGCUGUGCAGCGGCGGUUGGAUACCUACUCCCGGUCUCGGAGGAGGAAGAACAAGCAUCCUGUGCGUGAUGUCCGAGACAUUUUUGGAGUGGUCAACUCUGAGGAGACAGCAGCAGAGAAAGAGGAGUCCAGCCCAGAUCCGUUGUGGCACAAACUGCGGACUUCAAAUGUACAGAGAACAGAAACCCAGGAUUACUCCUGCACAGUUCGAAACCCUGGCAAAGAGGAGAUGUUCAACAUGGAUGUUGCCUACUCAGAGCAAGCGGCUGUCCUGCUCAAGGGAUCGUUCCUGCCUGAAUCUAGGAGGUUAAAGGAUGGAAACGCUCUAACUAAAUUUAAGAUCCCUAAGGGCAGACUAGGAGUGACCAGGAUUGGAGAUCUGUCUGCUCAGGAUAUGAAGAAGAUCCCCACGCUGGCCCUCAUUGAACUAACAGCUCUUUGUGAUGUUCUGGGCUUUGAGCUGAAGAGAAACAAGGCAGCAAAACUGAAAACAACAGAGAAAAGACUCUUUGGAGUUCCACUCAACACCCUGUUGGAAAAUGACCAAAAACUGCUCCCCAACACCAAGGUCCCUCUGUUACUCCAGGCACUGCUGUCCUGCUUGGAAAAGAGAGGACUUGAAACAGAGGGCAUUUUGAGAGUUUCUGGGUCCCAGACCAGAAUCAAGAGUCUGGAGCAGAAGCUCGAAAAGGAUUUCUAUACUGGCCUUUUCUCCUGGGAUGAAGUCCACCAGAAUGAUGUAUCUGGGCUACUGAAAAGAUUCAUAAGAGAGCUGCCGGCCCCACUGCUGACAGCGGAGUACCUCCCUGCUUUUGCUGCUGUACAAAAUAUUCCAGACCUGAAGCAAAGAUUGCAAGCUCUAAACCUCCUGAUCCUGAUUCUGCCAGAGCCCAACAGAAACACUCUAAAGGCUCUACUUGAAUUUCUCAGCAAAGUGGUUGCCAGGGAGAACAACAACAAAAUGAACCUCUGGAACGUUUCCACGGUCAUGGCCCCAAACCUCUUCAUGCACAAGGGGCUGCCAAACAAGAUCCCCGAAGGGAAGGAGAAACAGCUGGCAGAGGGGGCAGCUGACGUUGUGCGGAUGAUGAUCCAUUACCAGGAUUUGCUCUGGACAGUCUCCUCUUUUCUGGUAGCUCAAGUGAGAAAGCUGAAUGAGAGCAAUAGCAAAAAGUACCAGUUUUGUGACAAGCGAAUUAAAAAUUUGUUGCGGAAGAUUCAUGCUGAUAAAGACAAGGUGGAAAAGAACCAGGCAGAGCCUUCCAAGAUUGUGAAAGUCCAUGCUUCGCUUCUCCUGAAGGAAUCGCUAGAGGUGCAUUUGAACAAUGCAACCAGAGUUGCUGAUGUCUUGAGGCAGUUUCAAAAGAACCUGUGCCAGAAUGGCUGGAACAUUGUUAACACCGUCAACCUCCUCAAGUGUAACAACUCAAUGGAGUGCACAAACUUGCUCUUCUAUGAAGUGGGAGGCAAUAUUGGUGAACAUUGCCUGGACCCAGACACUUACCUCUUAGAUUUGUACCACAUCAAUCCCCAUGCUGAGUGGAUAAUUAAGCAAAACCCAUCUUAUCCUCGGAUGUUCUAAGGAAAGCAUGAGCAAAACAAAGCAUUUGGUGGAAGUUUUUGGAAAGCAUCGAAAAGCUAUAGAGAUGUUCCUGCUGUAGUCACAGACUGGACAAUGCUUGUGUCUUUGAAGGAAAAACAGCUUUAUUUACUGCUUCCAUGACAGCUGGCUGUGAGAGUACACAAGCCUGCAUGCUGACAGGGGUGUUGAUAACAAGCAGCAAUUAUCAUUAUGUAGCAGAAUUUGCAGGGGGUAUGAUUAUUCUUAAACAAAAUAGCCCUCCCAAAACAAACCCUGCAAACAAAGCUGCAGUGAUUGUGCAGCAAAGGUGGAACAUAAGAGGAGAAACAUCUUCUUGAAGAUGGUAGAAGACAUCUGUUUCUUCUGGAUUUGCUCUUUCUUUUGAUCACAUCCACAUUUUGAAGGAGAGACAGUCAAAUGCUGCAGCGGUACUAAUGACCUCCCUUUGGUAAGAUCCACUAUUGACUGUUGCACAUCACCAGAAGACGACGUGAUCCUGGGUUUCACUAAUAAGAUGCUGUUAUUUUCUUUGAAGAAUGAAAAAGGAUGCUUCCAAAAAGGCCAGAUGGGAUGUGAAGCCAACAAGCCUGUAUUUAAUGACUACAGUGAAAUACAUAUAUGCAACACAAGAAAAUAACUUUCCUUGGAAAAAAGUAUGGGACGGACAGCAGCCUUUCAAACGUACAGUUUGAUAGGAGAGAUGCCUGUCCCAUACAGCUCUGCUGGUAAUGGAAAAACAAAUGUACAGGUUGCCAUUGAUGAUGGUAAAACAUGCAUUUAAUUUGCUGGACAACCUGUAUAUCAACGGAUAACUAAGGAAAUAUUCUGAAGUUAAUUUGAGGUUAGUAAUCUGACCUGGCCACAUGAACUAAACUUCUUUUUGGAAGACUCUGUGUGAACGUGUCUGUUUAAAACAAACAAACAAAAAACCAAAACAAAACAACUCCCAAGAUGUGCAGUGGCUGAAAUAAGAGGUCCAUGCCUGCAUCUGGUCGCACAGUGGGUACUGAACUGAGCCUUUACCACUCUGACUGCACGUUUUCAUCCCACAUAGCACAGUGAGACCACUGUGGUCUGGAGAGACGAGGGUAGAGCAGAAUGCUUGCACCUCGCAUCACUGCAUAAUCAUCAUACGACCUCAGCUCGAAUUAGACUGCGCUUGUGGAAGAGGAGUGCAGAACUAUCGUUUUCCUUUGUGGUGAUGCUGAAAUACCUCACGUGAGGGAACCUACUCUGCAGUUACGGGGCACGGAACAUGCACCAUUU